Messenger RNA from Cannabis sativa, 4431 nucleotides. RefSeq lists its product as uncharacterized. Gene Ontology annotation, molecular function: nucleic acid binding; RNA-DNA hybrid ribonuclease activity. NCBI's taxonomy places the organism in Eukaryota, Viridiplantae, Streptophyta, Magnoliopsida, Rosales, Cannabaceae. The record is from RefSeq and is a predicted model, not a curated record. The transcript has 5 exons. Bases 1 to 4431 code for a protein of 1476 amino acids.
AUGAAAAUCCUUAGCUGGAAUGCGCGUGGUUUGGGGAAUCCUAGCGCAUUCAGACAACUUCGUUUGCUUGUGAAGCAACAAUCUCCUCAUGUAUUAUUUAUUAUGGAAACUAAAUUAGUAUGUAAUGAAGUUACUCGUUUUCGUCAAGCUUUACAUUUUCCUAAUGGGUUAGAGGUUCCUAGGGUCGAGUUAAGUGGGGGUUUGUUUUUGUUAUGGAAAGACAAUGUAGAUGUAAAUCUUCUUAAUUAUAAUAUAAAUAUAUUUGAUUGCUACAUGAAGUGUGAUAAUGGGCCAUCUUGGCAUUUCUCUGCUUUUUAUGGCGCUUCUGAAACUCACAAUCGAAUUCACACCUGGAAACUCCUUGAGAGAUGUAAGGAUGUCGCUCCUUUGAUGCCUUGGCUUGUGAUUGGCGAUUUCAAUGAAAUUCUUUCAAAUGAAAAUAAACAUGGCGGGGCGUUACGAUGUGAGCAACAAAUGGACAAAUUUCGAUCAGUUUUGGACAUAUGCUACCUUUAUGAGCAACCUUUUGACGGAGAUCCUUUCACUUGGAUUAAAGGGCGUCACAAUGUCAAUGCAAUGAAGGAAAGGCUUGAUUGGUGUUUUGUAAAUGAUCAAUGGAGUAAUACUUUUCAGCCGAUUUUAACCAAACACCUGGACUAUUAUAAAUCAGACCAUAGAGCAAUAACAGUUGAAGUUGUUCCUUUGGCACACCAACAACCUGAAGUUAAGAGGCUCUCACGGUUCAGAUUUGAAAAAUUAUGGCUGUCCGAUUCUGCAGCAACCGAUAUCAUCCAUCAGACUUGGAAAAAAAGUUUGCAAGGUACUGCAAUUGACAAUUUCUGCACUAAUAUAGAGGCUUGUUCCAGUUCUUUACAACAAUGGCAUCACCAUAAAUAUAGCAAUUUCAAGAAGAAAAUCACAGCUGCUCAUAAAGAGGUAGAACUUCUUAAUAACCAACAAGUCCGAACUGAUGUUUCAAUGUGCAAUCUAAAAAAAAUGGAGGAUACUCUAGAUGAAUUGCUCUCCCAAGAAGAGGUUUAUUGGCAGGAAAGAUCAAGAAUUGAUUGGUUACAAUGUGGAGAUGAGAAUACAAAAUGUUUUCAUGCUUAUGCGUCUUCACGAAAGACCAACAACACAAUCAAAUCGUUGCAUAAUGAGGAUGGUGUUGUUGUCACUUCAAAGCACGGGAUGACUGAUGUUAUUUGCAAUUUUUUUGGGGACUUAUUCUUUGCUUCGGGUACACACACAGAAGCUUUGCAGCAGGUUUUACAUGCAAUUCCCACUACUGUUACUGCUGAAAUGAACGACUCGCUGUUACGUCCUUUUUCAGACAAAGAAGUACUUGAUGCUCUUCACUCAAUGAGUCCUGACAAAAGCCCUGGCAGUGAUGGUAUGUCUGCCAUGUUUUAUCAACAUUGUUGGGAUCAUGUAGGCACCGAUGUCACAGAUGUAGUCCUUGGAGUUUUGAAUGAGGGUCAUGAUAUGAGCAGAAUAAAUAACUCAAUCAUAACUCUCAUCCCAAAGAUCAAAAAACCGAAAGCCAUGGGGGAUUAUAGACCUAUUAGUCUAUGUAAUGUGAUUUACAAGUUGAUUUCCAAAGUGAUAGUGCUACGGUUUAAAGAUGUUCUACCUUUCGUGAUAUCUGAGAAUCAGAGUGCUUUCCUCCCAAACCGUCUGAUCACUGACAACAUUCUUGUUGCUUUUGAAUUGGUUCAUCACCUCAAACACAAGACUCAAGGCAAUAAGGGUUUUUCGGCGCUCAAGCUGGAUAUGAGCAAGGCUUUUGAUAGAGUUGAAUGGGAUUAUUUGUCUGCGGUAAUGGAAAAAAUGGGUUUUGCUCAUCAAUGGAUCUCUCUCAUUAUGCGGUUUUUAUUGUCCAAUAGUUUCUCCUUUCAGCUAAAUGGAGAAAUUGUGGGCAAUGUCUGGCCAACAAGAGGACUUCGUCAAGAGUCUGCUUUAGCCAUAAAAAAGAUUUUGGAGAUCUACCGUCAAGCUUCAGGACAAUUCCUUAAUACCAACAAGUCAAUCAUGUCUUUCUCACCCAACACUUCACACGAUGCAAGAACUUUCUUCAGCCAAACUUUGGGGAUGCCAAUCUGUGAAUGUCAUGAGACUUACCUAGGUCUUCCUGCAUACUCAAGUCAUAACAAGAAGGAGUUAUUUAGUAAUGUCAAGGACAGAAUAUGGAAGCUCCUAACUGCUUGGAAUGACAAACUGUUUUCUAUUGGGGGGAAAGAAGUACUUUUGAAAGCGGUGGUGCAAUCGAUUCCUACAUACGCAAUGAGUUGUUUUCGCUUGCCAUUGGGUUUCUGCAAUCAAAUAGAGUCUAUGAUGGAAAAUUUUUGGUGGGGUUCUAAUAAGGAUGGGUCUAAAAUACAUUGGAAAAGAUGGAAGUUACUCUCUCGUCUUUUGAAGCACAGAUACUUUCCAAGUAACACCUUUCUGGAAGCACACAAGGGUCACUCCCCAUCUUUAACAUGGCAAGGAAUUCACUGGGGUCGAGAGCUACUUCUUAAGGGACUGCGGUACAAGAUUGGUAAUGGUUUUCAUGUACGAUGUGGAAUUGAUCCUUGGAUCCCAGGACAUGAUGAGUUCAAGCUAAUAUACUUCUCAGGGGAACCAUCCACGCCAGUAUCUACUUACAUACAUGAUACUAUGGAAUGGAAUCUGCCUCUCUUACAUGAAGAUUUUGCCCAAAUUGAUAUUGAUCGGAUCCUCACUACCCCUUUAAGCUUUUACCAGUCAACUGAUCGGCUUUUCUGGCAUCAUACUACAAAUGGUCUAUACAGUGUCAAAUCAGGCUUUCACCUUGCAAGCUCUAUCUCUGAGAAACACCAAGAAUCGUCCUCGGAUGAUCACAAGUCGUGGUGGAAAUAUUUUUGGGCAUUGCAAAUUCCCCCAAAGGUUAAAAUAUUUGCUUGGAAAGUUGUCCAAAAUGCCCUACCGGUUGCCACAGGUUUGCACAAACGAAAUGUAAUUGACUCUGCUUUAUGUUCAAGGUGUAAACAUGCAUGGGAAUCAAUUGGACAUGCCUUGUUCUCAUGUAAAUCCGCCAAGGCUGUUUGGAAAGGUACUAAGUUUCUAAUUGAUUAUCACCAUGCUCACAGUAUGUUUAAUGGAGAUUAUCUAAUUCAUUUGGCAACUACAAUGGAAAAAAUGGAUGUUGAAGAAAUCAUAUGUGUUAUGUGGAGCAUUUGGAAUGAUAGGAACAAAGUACUACAUGGUGGCUUACCAAGAGAUCCUAUUUCAAUUGCAUCCUUUGCUUUGAAUUACAUUGAGAAAAAUAGAAGUGCCAAGGGCUUAUCCUGCAAAAAAUUGCAGCAGGAAAUUACACACCGAAAUGCCACUUCCCAAUCAAGACCUGUACACCAAACUUCCUCCAACCAAGAAUUUGUUCAAGGUCCUCACCUCACGGCUGUAAACUCUCAAGGAAUGCCAACACUACACACCAUGUCUGCUCCUAGCCGAUCACCAUGUCAGCAGUUUAGAGAGAACCAUACUGAACUGCAACCUCAAACUGCCUCGCACCAGCACCCAGCAGCAGCAGCACAAUUUCCACAUAACAAUUCUGAUGCAGCAGGCAGUGUCCCACGUCAGCAGCUCUUAGACAACAUUUCUUGGACUCCUCCAGCUAUGAAUGAACUUAAAAUGAAUGUUGAUGCUGCAGCAAAUUUUAAAGAUCAAACACUAGGAAUUGGCGCUGUAGUUCGCAACUAUAAAGGAGCAGUGAUCGCUGCCCUCUCUAAACGAGUUCAAGGAUGCUUUCGUAGUGAUGAAAUGGAAGCGAAGGCGCUCUUUCAUAGUCUCAAUUGGGUUAAACAAUAUCCUUUUUUAAUUGCUAUGGUGGAAACAGAUGCGCUACGAGUUUCCUCUGCUCUAAACUCUUCUCAUAAGGAUUUAUCAUGUUUUGCAGAUUUAAUCGAUGAUGUUCGUUGUCUUUUAUCCUCUUUCCCUAGAGUUACUAUUAUCCAUGCUCGUAGGCAGGCUAACAAAGCUGCCCAUGGCUUGGCUAGGUACGCUCUAGAGUUGGAUGAAGAUUGUCGUAUCCCUAUUGUAGUUUCUGAACAUGCUAAUGGGCUUUUCUUGGUGACCUUUGAGUGUGAGGGGGAUAAGGGUAGAAUUCCAGAGGGUCAGUCAUGGCACUUUUCUCAAAGUGUCACAAUUUUUGCAGCUCCUCAUAACUCUUUUCCCAUUACUCAUGAGUAUCUUCACUAUGCCAUUUUGGAUCCAGAUAAAACUAUUAUUGGGAAGGGUAUUGGGCCUUACCUGAGGAUGAGAAUCCUUCUUGAUGUAAAUUUUCCUCUUAGAAGGGGUCUGAAUCUUCAGUUUAUUAAAACAGGUAGGGAGAUCAUCAAAUGGUUGUUCUUUAAAUAUGAAAGGCUGCCUGAUUUCUGUUACUUUUGUGGAAAACUUGAUCAUACUAGGAAAUAA